Topomyia yanbarensis is the source of this 2516-nucleotide messenger RNA. It is a transcript of the gene sotv, whose product is annotated as exostosin-2. The transcript is spliced from 2 exons. Gene Ontology annotation, cellular component: membrane. Gene Ontology annotation, molecular function: glycosyltransferase activity. The coding region runs from base 163 to 2382 and encodes 739 amino acids. The record is from RefSeq and is a predicted model, not a curated record. Lineage: Eukaryota; Metazoa; Arthropoda; Insecta; Diptera; Culicidae.
CGUGUCAAACAUCUUGACAGAAAAAUCAAUGAAAAUAGGUAAUCUAUCAAAAAAUUUAUACUGUUUGUUUACCUCGGAAAAAUUAAAUACCCCCGCAAGUACAAAGAAAAGAUUCUUGCAACUUUCUGCAGAAUAAAAUGUGAACGUAAGAGUAACCGCGCUAUGACGAUCCCGGUGAAAUACAGUGCCAUAAAGCAGGCGAUAUCGCCCAAAAGUGAUUGCAACCGCUAUCUGAUAGGUUUCGUAACGCUACUGGUUCUGCUCGGUCUCUGGCUCCAUGGCGGCUCAAUAUCGGAAACGAACAGUGAACGUAUCUCGUUGGAUCUGGUGGACAUACCGCAGGUAGUGCUAGACAAAGAUGCCGAGCUAGCACGGGCCAGGAACCGGAACUGUUCGUUUUGGGAUUGUUUUAAUGUGUAUAGAUGUGGGCAACGAGCUGGUGGAAGUGCUCCUGCUGCAUCAGAUGAGCAGCUGGAACGAAUAUCGAUUUAUGUGUAUCCGCUUAAAGAGUACGUCGAUGGAGGAACGGGUCGGCAAGCCUUCCAACUCACGAAAGAGUUCUAUGGCAUUUUGAAAACAAUAGUCAAUAGUCCGUACUAUACGGCGAACCCGAACGAAGCUUGCCUGUUUGUGCCGACGCUGGAUACUCUCAACCAGAACAGAAUCGAUGUUAAUCUAGUGGGAAAAGCACUGGCCUCUUUGCCAUAUUGGGAAAAUGGAGAAAAUCACAUCCUGUUCAAUUUCAUCCCCGGAACCGCACCGGAUUACAACACAGUUCUGGACGUGAAUACUGACCGUGCUAUGAUAUUAGGCUCUGGGUUCGAUAGUUGGACGUACCGUCCCGGAUUUGAUCUCGCCAUGCCUAUGUACAGCUCAAUUCUUGAUUACAAUUGUCCGAAACCUGUAGCUAAUGCGGAAAGGAAGUUUCUUCUAAUUUCUUCCCAAUUGAAUAUUUUCCAACGGCAAUAUCGUAUCAUGCAAGAGAUAACUUAUGAUUAUCCGAAUGAUAUACUUCUACUACAACGAUGUCCUACGUCGACGGUUAAAGCGGAAGAAAAUUUAGAUCUUUCUCAGAAAGAAGAUAGUUCCGAAGAAGAGCUGAAACUUCUCAAGGAUAUACGUUGUAAUUUCCCCCAGGGUAUCGAGUAUGAAUACCCAAAUGUGCUGGAAAGUGGUCAAUUUUGUCUUGUCGCCAGAGGUGUUCGUUUGUCUCAACCAACGCUGUUGGAUGCUUUCGCAGCCGGCUGUGUUCCGGUAAUUAUGGCUGAUAAUCUCGUUCUUCCUUUCAGUGAAAUUUUAGAUUGGGACCUGGUCUCAGUACGAAUCUAUGAAAAUAGCCUCCACUCGAUUAUACCCACACUGAAAGCGAUAUCCGUGGAACGAGUUAAUGAACUUCGAGCACAUGGUGCUUACUUCUACGACCGAUACUUUGCCAGUCUGGAGAAGAUAGUCCUAACAAGUCUUGAUCAACUGAACGAUCGAAUAUUUCCACAUCUCAGCCAAACCUACACCCACUGGAACGUGGCAAAAACGCAGUAUUCAACACAAAAUCCACUGUUCCUGCCGUUGAUCGCACCAAAAUCUCAAGGUUUUACCGCCGUGAUCCUCACAUACGACCGAAUUGAGAGCUUAUUCAUCCUAAUCCAAAAACUAGCCACCGUUCCGUCACUGCAAAAGAUUCUAGUCAUCUGGAACAACCAGAAGAAGUCCCCUCCCCAUCCAUCCCUGUUUCCCAAAAUAGGCAAACCAUUGAAAGUAAUCCAAACGGCCGCUAAUAAACUUUCGAACCGUUUCUUCCCCUACGAGGAAAUCGAAACGGAAGCAAUCCUUACGAUCGAUGACGAUAUCGUAAUGCUAACAGCCGAUGAGCUAGACUUUGGCUACGAGGUGUGGCGCGAGUUCCCCGAUCGAAUCGUCGGAUUCCCAUCGCGGACACACGUCUGGGACAACACGACCAACCGGUGGCGGUACGAAUCGGAGUGGACGAACCAGAUCUCGAUGGUACUGACCGGGGCGGCUUUCCAUCACAAGUACUGGAGCUAUAUGUAUACCAACGCGAUGCCUGGUAACAUCAAGGAGUGGGUCGAUGAACACAUGAACUGCGAGGAUAUUGCGAUGAACUUCCUGGUAGCGAACGUUACCAACAAACCACCCAUCAAGGUUGCCCCGAGGAAGAAGUUCAAAUGUCCCGAGUGUACCAACAACGAGAUGCUGUCGGCCGAUCUGAAUCACAUGAUGGAACGAUCGGCUUGCAUCAAUCGGUUUGCCGACAUUUACGGCACUAUGCCACUGAAGACCGUCGAAUUUCGAGCGGAUCCCGUUUUGUUUAAGGAUAACUUCCCGGAGAAGUUGAAGCGAUUUAACGACAUUGGAAGCUUGUAGGCUGAAUGUAUAGGGUAGGAGGAGUUGCAUUUACUAGAUUUUAAGCUAUGCGUGUUAGAGCAGUUAGUGGAUGUUUUUUUUCCUGCAUGGUAUCAGUCAAAUAAUAAAGUCUAGUUCGUGAAUUAGCGGGAGAA